AUGUCGAACGAUCUUCAUGCUACCCAAUAUGAUUCGGGUAGCUCCCCUAGGUUCCUAGAGAAUCUACCUUCAUCAAUCAGGAGGUAUCCAUAUCCCGGGAGACAAAAACUUCGUCAGAUAUACGAUCUCGAAUUUGACCGUUUCCAACUUCUCACGUGCCAUCUCCCCUCAGACCAUUCACAACAUCGCUCAGACGGCAGCGCAACAGAAUACAUACUUUUCGACAUCGACCCUACGACUCUCGAACACGAUAUCUUCAAUCCGAACGUGACGCCUAUUCCAUUUCGUUGCUCCUCAUUUGAUAUCACGAAGGGCCUUCUCCUGGUCAAAAUGGUCACCGAAGAGCAUUCCCAAGCAGCCCACGCCAUGAACCAGGCGAUUUCUAAAGCGCUACAACCCAUGAAGCUUGAAACAACCAUCCAGGCCUUCUCGGGGGUAACAAUCAGAAGUGACGGUAGGGGCAAGGAGGCAGACUAUGGAUGGGGACCUUUAAGACCACCACCUGGUUAUGCACGCAAGCCCACUAUCGCUCUGGAGGUUACAGUAUCAGAGACGCCGGCAAAGAUACGGCAGGAUGUGCUCUUUUGGCUUGAUCCAAAUCGAGGAAAUGCCAACAUAGCGAUAACGCUAAGAGUCAAUCGGAACAAGCCAUUGAUCACAAUUGAGAAGUGGGAAUACCAAAACCAGCAAUCUCAGCGGAUGCAGCAUAUUACUAUCGCGGAGGAUCCAAAUGGAGAAAGAGUUACAGUGUCUGGAUCUCCACUCACUAUCCCAUUUCACCUCUUAUUUCGGCGACCAACAUCAUCCCCAGUUGAAACUGAUAUAAGCAUUGGACAGAAAGAGCUAAAGGAUAUUGCUGAAUCGAUCUGGGCGGUCCAGGAGUUCUGA
Messenger RNA from Penicillium canariense, 888 nucleotides. RefSeq lists its product as uncharacterized. The coding region runs from base 1 to 888 and encodes 295 amino acids. The record is from RefSeq and is a predicted model, not a curated record. Lineage: Eukaryota; Fungi; Ascomycota; Eurotiomycetes; Eurotiales; Aspergillaceae. The transcript has a single exon.